Molecule: messenger RNA, 1563 nt
Organism: Miscanthus lutarioriparius
Lineage: Eukaryota; Viridiplantae; Streptophyta; Magnoliopsida; Poales; Poaceae
Source: the annotation of a GenBank genome assembly
AUGGGCCCUACAUUAGGCCAGGCCUUUUCAACCUCGUGGACCAAAUUCACUCUAGCAGCAGUACCCCAGCUCAACCUCUCGGCCUUUUGCGGCCCAUUUCUACCGGUACCGAGCCACCGACGCACCCAACUACCCAACCGUCUGACUCCGAUCGCAGUCGAGGGCUCAACGCGAAAAAAAUGUUUCGAGGAAGCCGUGGCUCACCUGCCCCUCUUCCUUCUACCCCACACCCACCUUCCCACAAGGCCGGACUCGGAGCCCCGCAUCCGCGGCCAAGUACCCAUGACCACGAGGCUGACAGCGACGUCGCUGCUCUCCAGAACCCUCCUCCUCCGCCGCGUCACCUCGCCAAGCCCGACACCCCUCGGCCCCAUCGGCCUCGAACCAUCCUCAGGGAUCCCCAUUUCCCAGCCAACACGCGCCUCCUCGACCGCCUCGGGAGAUCGGGGCCAGGAACCACCACCGCCGCCCAUGGAUUCGCCAAUCAAGGUGGUUUCCCACCUGGGGGCCGGACGAGGAGGGGGAGAGGGAGAGGGAGGCGGCGCGGCGAUCGACGCGGGGAAGUCGGCGCGGAGGCCGCUGAGCCUGUGGCCCGGGAUGUACCACUCCCCGGUGACCAACGCGCUCUGGGAGGCGCGGUCCAGCAUCUUCGAGCGGAUGAUGGACGCGGGGAACGGCGGCGCCACCUCCUCCGCCGAGCAGCGGCCGCAGACGGAGCUGCUCGUCAAGACGCCCGCGCAGAGCCGGACCAGCAUCGUGUACAAGUUCGCCACCGACGACAUCCUCCGGGAGCAGUACCGGGACCCCUGGAACGAGGCGCGCAUCGGCAAGCUGCUCGAGGAUCUUGACGCCCUCGCCGGCACCAUCGCCGUCAAGCACUGUUCAGAUGAAGAUAGCACAACAAGACCCCUUUUGGUUGUGACUGCUUCUGUUGACAAAAUGGAGCUGAAAAAGCCAAUUCGUGUGGACACUGAUUUGAACAUAGCUGGAGCUGUUACUUAUGUUGGGCGCUCAUCAAUUGACAUACAGAUUGAAGUGACUCAGGUUGAUAAAGAUGGUGAUAAUCAGUCUGAUCCCAUUGCAUUGACCGCUAACUUCACCUUUGUUGCUCGUGAUUCCAAGACCGGAAAAUCUGCUCCAGUGAACCGCCUUUCACCUGAAACUGAAAGGGAGAAGCAACUAUUUGGAGAAAGAGAAGCACCAUUUGAGCUUGCCUUCUCAACCGCAUAUGCUUUUGUUGGGCAGAGACCUUGUUUCCUUGAAGUCGAUCAUGUUGACUUCUUGAAACCAGUGGAUGUAGGGGACUUCCUUCGAUUCAAAUCAUGUGUCUUGUAUACCCAGCUUGACAAUCCAGAGCAGCCCCUGGUCAACGUUGAAGUUGUCGCUCAUGUAACAAGACCUGAGCUCCGGAAAAGUGAGGUUUCCAACACGUUUCAUUUCACCUUCACGGUCUGUGGUGGCAUGUUGAAGAACGGGUUGAAGAUUCGCAAUGUUGUUCCCUCAACGGAAGAAGAGGCGCGGCGGAUAUUGGAGCGCAUGGAGGCAGAGGGUUUAUGUAACUAA